AUGGGCACCUACCAUUGGUAUGGAGAUAUAUUGAAAACACAUGUAAAAACCCAGUUCUUGUCACCAGGAAUCACAUACACGGUGAACCUUGUGUUCAAGUUUCAGGAGAACCCGAACCGAGAGUAUAAGAGUUUUGAACCUAUUUUAGUUAAAUACAAAUUAGAAGGCGAGGGAGAGAGAAAGGGUUCAAUUUCAUACCUUGCAUAUGAGAGAGAAGAUGGAUGGUGGGCAUGUGAAUUGUAUCAGUUAACUUGUGACUACAAAAUUGUUCAUUUUCAGAUUUUGUUUGAGGGCUUCCAUAAUUAUUCUGACAUAUUAGUAGAAGGCAUUGAAUUUCAGCCCUUGGAGAACGUGGAACAUGUAGAUGACAAGCAACCCAUAUCACAUUCAGAUUCAGAUGCAAAUUGGGAAGAAAAAUUGCCAACUAAUUAUGAAGACAUAAUGAAGUUGUCGAAAAAGGGGAUUUUUGAUUAUUUUCCAUGGACAGCGAACAAGAAGAAGAAGAAAGCAUACUCAAUUCUUUGCAAAGGGUUCUUAACUAAUGAUGGCAUGAUGGUAAGUUUGAUAGCAACAAUUUCAUACUUCCAUUACUGAAUUGCAAAUCCAUUUAUCUUUAUGUAUUGAAUUAUAUAUGAACAUGGUUCCACCAGAGGGGAAAAUUAUAUAUUGAAUUGCUAAACAUAUCUA
Helianthus annuus (common sunflower) is the source of this 687-nucleotide messenger RNA. RefSeq lists its product as uncharacterized. The record is from RefSeq and is a predicted model, not a curated record. NCBI's taxonomy places the organism in Eukaryota, Viridiplantae, Streptophyta, Magnoliopsida, Asterales, Asteraceae. The transcript has 2 exons. Bases 1 to 594 code for a protein of 197 amino acids.